GGAUGAGAGCGGAAGACGGACCGUCGCCUGAUGCUAACCCUUUUUAAUCCGAGGUGAUCAACCCCUUGUAUUUCAACUUCUUCUCUCCUCCCGAUCAGGCUUCACGAGUUACGCUUUCCUUAACCUCUAUCCAGGAUACUAUGCGGUUCUCUAUCCGCUUCCAAACUGAUGUUGGAACCAUUGGAACAUUUGGUUCUGAUCUUCUCGCGGCUUCCCCACGAGCGACAGACGUACUCACCGUUCGACUCUCGCACCCAAACAAGGGAUGAGUACCUUCAAGCUACCGUUUAUGGUUCCUUUCACCCGGACCUUUAGGGGAAAAGGUGAGGAUAAGGGGACGAACGGAAAGGAAUAUGGACACUCUGAACCUACUCAGCUAAGCUUCUUCUCUUCGCACCUCGAUUCUUGCCUACAUGCCUCGAGUCUCGAAUCCUUAGAAGCAAUAUACGAGCCGAUUCGUACUCUUCUUGACCAUGGGAGACACAAUGAACUGUGGUGGCUGGACAUUACUGCUCCAUCGGAAGAAGAUAUCGAGAUUCUUUCUCGGAGAUUUAGUCUACACCCUCUGACAACAGAGGAUAUUAAAACCGGCGAAACUCGGGAGAAGAUAGAAUUAUUCGGGCCAUAUUAUUUUUUGUCCCUGCGGCCGCCUAGCCCUGUUGAUACAAAUGAAGGGGUCCGUACCUCUCCCCUCAACGUCUAUGCUGUCGUCUUCCGGGAUGGUGUUCUGAGCUUCUCGUGGUCGAGUAACCCACACGCGGCGCAUGUCCGUAGCCGUAUGAAGGAGCAUCAGAGUCACUUCCCCCUGACUAGUGACUGGAUAUGCUAUGCGCUUAUUGACGACAUUGUCGAUGGAUUUGGUCCAUUUAUUACCUCUAUAGACGGUGGCGUGGAGAUGAUAGAGGAUAGUAUCUCCAUAACUCGACCGGACGAUAUUGGAUUGGCAUUGCAGCGAAUUUACCAGUGGAGGAAAGAGGUUAUGCAUGUCCGACAUCUUCUUAACGACAAGACCGAUGUCAUUCGCUGCUUCGCUCGCCACUGCGAUGCCCCUGGUGCCUCGUCGUCGCAAAUGAGUCUCUAUCUCAGUGAUAUCCAGGACCAUGUUUUGACCAUGAUGGGCAAACUGGAUGCAUCUGAACAGAUGCUUUCCCGCAGUCAGUCGAAGUUUCUCAGCCAACUCUCAUUUGACUCAUCUCGGAUGAGAAAUCAGAUCAUGCUUACGCUCAGCCGGCUCACUCUUGUCCCGUGUAUCGUCGUUCCUCUCCAGUUUAUCACUGGUUUGUUUGGCAUGAAUACCCACGUACCUGGACAGGGCGCUGAUGGGCUGGCCUGGUGGUUCUCUAUAUUAGGAGUAGUCCUGACGCUUGUCGUGUUGUUUUACAAUAUUGCAAAGAGACUUGGGGUAAUCUAGAUGGGAAGUAUAGAGUCUGCGCGGAUUUACUCUCUGAAUGAUGUUAUAAGGGGCUAGAUACUACAAUAUAAG
Molecule: messenger RNA, 1483 nt
Organism: Aspergillus ochraceoroseus IBT 24754
Lineage: Eukaryota; Fungi; Ascomycota; Eurotiomycetes; Eurotiales; Aspergillaceae
Product: magnesium transporter CorA family protein
Exons: 2
Coding region: 266-1411 (381 amino acids)
Biological process (GO): magnesium ion transmembrane transport; intracellular magnesium ion homeostasis
Cellular component (GO): plasma membrane
Molecular function (GO): magnesium ion transmembrane transporter activity
Source: RefSeq, a predicted model, not a curated record